AUGGAAGAAGAAUGUUUUAACCCACUCAUAGCUCUAUUAGUUGUUUUGUUUGGUUCUACAACGUGGCUAGGCGUCAAUGCGUUUUGGGUGGAGGUCAGUAUUCAUACUCAAACGCUGCCUGAAGGAUGGAAUCUCGGCUCUAUUAUAACAAUUAUUAUUCAGGUAAAUUACGCUCAAAUCAUUUUUCGUAUUAAAGUAAACUAGUAUAUGUAAGAUAACAUAUUGUAGUAUAUAGUAUUAUGUUUUAUAAAAGGUCAUGAAAUAUAGCUCAAGACUUUUUAUACACUUUAAUAUAUAAAGGAAGAUCUACCAUUUCUUAACUCUAUAAAUUAAAAGACAUGUAUGAUAUACUACUAUAAUAACUGGUGUAAGCUAAAGCUGCCAUACUUGCAGUUUUUUAUAGAUCUCAGCAAUUCCCUCGCUGUUUUACAUAUUUUUACAAUACAAAGGCAGAAUCACGAUCUCAGCUGCACCAAUUAUCAUAACUGCACUAUUAAUAGUGUCUACAGUAACCCUUUUUAUUGGGAUUUUUAAUGAUGUUACAGUAUACAUUGCUGGAGCACAACGAUCGAUUGUAAUCUACAUUGGGAUAUUCUUCGUUGGAGUUGUGUCUGUCUUAUCUGAUGUGUUAUUUAUGCCUUAUAUGAGAAAUUUGCCUAAAAUGUACUUUAAUUCGUUUUUUGUUGGUAUGGGUAUGAGUGCACUGGUGCCGAGUAUUUUCAGCAUUAUUCAAGGUAAGAUUGGAUAACGUUGAAAUAUGGUAUAAUUGGCUAAGGCAGGGUAGAAGUGGUGUUCAGGGAAGAGUUGGGUUCAGUAUGAUGGGACGGGGUAAAAGUAAUAUCAGACAGAGUUAGGUUGAGUAUGAUAGAGUAAGCUAGGAUAUCGUAAGAGUAGGGUUAAGACACAUCACGAUUUAGUAAGAUAAGUGUUUGGUGCGGUAGGUAAAGAAAGGUAAAGCAAGGUAGGAUCGUUCAUACAAUAAAAAUUCUAAAUUUUAGACGCCCACUCUUAUGAAUGUGUACAUAUUCCUAACACUUUUCCUCCGCAAUUUGAAGCCGAGUAUGUCAAUCUCAAAUUUGGUGUUACAACCUACUACACAUUGGUAUUUAUAUGGUACUUGAUUGGACUUUUUGCUUUUCUAACCAUACAUUGGUUCCAAAACUUCAUUUAUAAUGCUUGGCCGAAAAGCUUUACAUGGAGUGUUAAGGAUGUUGCAGUAGCUCCUGCUGUACUUGAUGAGAAAACUGAAAAAACAUGGAAUGGAAUCACAGACGUGGUAUUAUUGUGUAUGAUAGCUAUUGUAAAUGGCAGUCUCAAUGGUUUAAUGCCUAGUAUUGCAUCGUUUGUCACUUUGCCGUAUUCUCCGGUAAUGCUGAGUUUUGCUUUCUGUAGUGUCAGAUUUAAAAAAAAAAUUGGUUUUUAGCUGUUUUAUAAUACUAUUAAUUACUGCUAAAUUUCAACACUAAUAUCUUUUAAAUAUGAGAAAAAUUGCAAUACCUACAACAAUAUGUUGUUUUAGAACACCUAUUCAUGGUCAUUAACAAUAUGUGCAAUUUUUCAACCGGUCGGAUCGUUUGUGUCAUUUUUUUUAAAAGCUAGAAAUGUUAAAGUUAUGAUAGCAACUUGUACAGUAACAGUGGUGGCAGUUGCUUUGUGUAUUAUACUUGCAUUUCAAAGCCCAAAUCCGUGGCUUGUCAAUUCUUCUAUUGGCAGUGCUUUUGCGGUAUGUUAUGAUAAUUAUAAAUGAGCCAAAGAAUUUGCUAUAAAAACAAAUAGGUUAGCUUUCCAAUAGCUACAAGGCAAGAGGAGUUUAGUUUUUGAACCCUCAAAUGAAAAAGAAAGCAAGAAGCACCGCCUAACCGGUUCUUUCUAUGACUUUUCCUUCUGGCUUUAGCUACUGUACUAAUAUUAUAACACAAAUUACUUUAUACACACUAUACAAUUACAUGACAACGUAAUUUACAGAUUGUUGCAACAACUUCAGUCUACGGUUUCGGCUGUUACACCAGAACCGUGGUAUUUGAACACGUACGAGAAACCUCCCCAAACGAAAAAUCAAAACACCAACGGCUAAUGUACGCAGGUUUAGCUGCUCAAGCUGGGACGCUUAUUGUCACAAGCUUUGUCUUUCCUAUUAUCAAUGUGUUUCACUUGCUCAAAAGUGUACCUUCUUGUUAG
This is a messenger RNA of Bursaphelenchus okinawaensis, 2178 nucleotides long. NCBI's taxonomy places the organism in Eukaryota, Metazoa, Nematoda, Chromadorea, Rhabditida, Aphelenchoididae. The record is from the annotation of a GenBank genome assembly.